Molecule: messenger RNA, 1365 nt
Organism: Suillus paluster
Lineage: Eukaryota; Fungi; Basidiomycota; Agaricomycetes; Boletales; Suillaceae
Exons: 6
Coding region: 1-1365 (454 amino acids)
Source: RefSeq, a predicted model, not a curated record
AUGUCGACCACAAUAUCAACAUGGGUGUGGAUGAAGGAUAUGCUGACUUGGAGCACCAACAUCAACCAUCACCUCAACAAAACAUCAAUACUGGAAUUUGUUGGGCCUGGGGAUCACCUGUAUCGAAACUAUCAUUUGGGUCUCAAUGGCAGACCAUGCAACGCGGAUGGUAUAUUCCUCCUCCCUGGCACUCCACCCCCACCUUUGGAGAAUGUAGCAACUGACAACUGGACACCCUUUCGCAAUCAUACAGAAUUUGAAACGGCAGAGUUCUUGUAUAUGCAAAAUCAGAUGCCGGCAGGUCAAAUUAACCGGUUGCUGGAUUUAUGGGCGUCUACCCUUGUGAAACAUAAUGACAAGCCACCAUUUGCAGAUCAUCGUGAUCUGCAUGACAUCAUCGAUAGUUCACCAUUUGGGGACGUAAAUUGGCAAAAUUUCACAGUAACCUAUGAUGGUGAGAGACCCGAAGAUGGUACCAAGCCAUGGAUGGAUGACAAAUACGAAGUCUGGUUUCGUGACCCACACAAAGUCGUGCGCAAUAUGCUUGCAAAUCCAACGUACACCAGUGAAAUAGACUACUGCACCUAUCGAGAAUAUUCAACCGAGGGCGACAAGCGCCAGUGGAAGGAUUUCAUGUCUGGUGACUGGGCAUGGGAUCAGGCAGAUGAAAUAGCUAAAGACCCAAGCAUGCUUGGCUCUACAUUUGUCCCUGUCAUCCUUGGCAGUGACAAAACAACGGUUUCAGUCAGGACGGGUAAUAACGAGGAUUAUCUGCUAUAUGCCUCAAUUGGGAACAUUCACAACAAUGUUCGACGAGCCCAUCGUGAUGGAGUAGCAGUCAUUGGCUUCCUUGCUAUGCUGAAAACUACAAAGGAACAUGCUGCUGAGGCAGUGUUCCAAAAAUUCCGUCAACAGCUGUUCCACUCAUCACUCUCCAAGAUUCUCAACACACUGAAACCAGGCAUGACAACCCCCAAAGUCACUCGUUUUGGAGACGGUCACUACCGUCGGGUUAUAUACGGACUAGGGCCAUACAUAGCAGAUUACGAGGAGCAAGCACUGUUAGCAUGUAUCAUGCGUGGUUGGUGCCCUAAAUGUAUGGCAUCUUGUGAGGAUCUCAACAAAGAUGUGUUACGUCGUUGUCGUGAAUACACAGAAGCACUCAUUCAAGAAGGUUCCUUAGGUGACCUGUGGGAUGACUUCGGAAUAGUUGGGGAACUUGUAGCAUUUACGAACGACUUCCCCCAAGCUGACAUCCAUCAGAUGAUCUCACCGGAUAUUCUCCAUCAACUCGUCAAAGGAGCAUUCAAGGACCACCUCAUCAAAUGGGUCGAGAAAUACCUCAGACACAUGCAUAUGAAAUGA